Chondrus crispus (carragheen) is the source of this 834-nucleotide messenger RNA. RefSeq lists its product as hypothetical. The record is from RefSeq and is a predicted model, not a curated record. The transcript has 4 exons. Lineage: Eukaryota; Rhodophyta; Florideophyceae; Gigartinales; Gigartinaceae. The coding region runs from base 11 to 313 and encodes 100 amino acids.
CACAGUCACAAUGGGUAAAGCGAAGAAGGCUCUGGACGAUUUCAUCGACAACAUCCCUGACAGUAAGCUCACGGGAAUACAUCAGGGCGCGGGCACUCUUCACACGGACACGGACUUUCGUCUGGAUUUACAGGGGAUGACUUCUGGGACUCCAAAGAUGUACAACCUUCAGAUUCAGAUUAACCGUGGUACACAGCUCAGCACCCUGAAGAAGUUCAGCCCUGGCACGGUCUCGACUGUUCUCGCUCCUAUCGAUCCAGCGAUGUCUGCUGCCGAUAUCAAAGCGUCCUUCAGGCGUAAUGCUAAGAUUUGAAGAAACCUCCAUUUCUAGACCUUUAGUUUCAUUAUCCGCAGCCUGCAAGUAACCCAAAGUGCGCUGUUCCCUGUUCUACCAGUGACCGACACUGUUUCACUUGUAACGGCUUGUUUGUGUCUCGAGGUCGGGGUGUGUGCAUCAUUCAUUCGUCUUCCACCCCUCAAUCACAUUUCCUGUGUACUCAAUCUAGACUGAGUAAACACAUUUCGCUGUUGGGAAAUUUCCUUGGAAGCUUUGGCCGUAUCAGGUUUGCUUCGACAAGGAUUUCGCGCAUUUCGGGUCUUCAAAGGAGACAGCGUGUGUUCUUCUCCACUUAUGCGCUAUAGUCGGGAGAUACUGUUCCUGCGGGAAACGAGUCGUCAUCCCCCGGGCCUAUCAUUUUUGACGCUUUCUCAAGCAGGAAAACUGCAAACUUUAGCCUCUCAGAAUUGUUCUUUUCGUGCUUCACAUGCGAUAGGAGCAUAGAACGACAAGGCCUGGGAUGCUCCCUAUGCUGAAGCGAUGCUAAUCUCAGCUAU